Molecule: messenger RNA, 4528 nt
Organism: Vespa mandarinia (Asian giant hornet)
Lineage: Eukaryota; Metazoa; Arthropoda; Insecta; Hymenoptera; Vespidae
Source: RefSeq, a predicted model, not a curated record
GAGGCAAAAAAUAACUAUUUAAACGAUGCUAGUAACUCAGUAAAUAUCCCAUUGAAAUGUUUUUCGGAGCAUGUCAGGAGUUGGCGACGCUGACAACGCAACGUUUUCUCACUUUGCUACACUGGUUUUCUUACUUUUCAAACGGUCAGUUGUCUCGUUGGAAUAAUAAUUAGAUUCUUAUAGUCUCUGCGCGGUAUUUAUUAUAUUGUUGGAUGAUCAAAUUGGAGAUUUUAUUUUUCAAAAAUUAUGAGUAGUAGUAAUAUUGUAGAAAGCUAGUUGAAGAGUUAUUGAAAAUAAAGAAAAGAAAGGAAACUUGUGUUUAUAUACGGCUAUGUAAAUUAAAGUUAUUUCUACUGUUCAAUGUAAAAUAUGCAAAAUGAAAUAUUUUUGAACGCAAGCAAAAAUUUUGUUGGUUGGCGCAUGACACAAUGGAGAGGAAAGAGGAUGAUAUAAGAGGAAAAUACAGUCAAGUAGCCACAGCCUCUAUAUAUACUAGUAUAUCCAGCAUCAAUCCAGCAGAUACGCAAGAUAUGAAUUGCACCGGAUUGUUUUUGCAAUCAUCUCGGAUAGAAAAUGAAGUUGUCUCCUCUAGUAACAAUUUAAGAAAUAUCGUGGCAAAGAAAAAAAAUAGACGUACUAUAAAUAAACCAAUAAUUACAUCCUCAAGUAACGAACGAUCUUUAAAGAAAAAAGAUUCCUUCAAUGGCGAAACAUUAUUGAUUAAUGAGAAUUUGUCUGCGACGGAAAAAUAUUUGUCAUUACCGGGAAAUAAGGGAGGCGGUUUUGAUAAUGUCUAUUUUCUUAAAUCGCAAAAAGACAGUGCAAAGAGAAACAAAGGCGAUAAUAAUAACUUUGGCCGUCCUGAAGUAGGCAUUAUUAGAAGCCCCGAGGAAAGAUCAAAUAGAACAUUUUUUAAUUGGAGAGUUAUUUUAAAUGAAAAUGGUCACUUACUUAUUAAGGGAACAUUAGAAAGCGGGAAAAUCGCACGUACUAAGCCCAUACUUAAUAGAUUGACGGCUAGAAGCUUAGAAUCUAUUUUUAAACAAAUAUAUCAUCUUAAAGGGAAUAUUGUGGACAAUAGAAACGAGUUACCAGAAUACGUCCGAGAGAAAUUCUUCAAUGGUUUUCCCGAUGAUUGGGAAAAUGUACUUCAAGUAUGGAAAUUAUUUAUUUCCAAGGGCUCGAAUUCAAACUUUCAUUGGCCAAUCGAAAUUACCGAUAACGAUAAUGACGCGAAUAGCAAAAUGUCCGAUGUAACAUUUGAACGUACGAACGAAGAAGAUGUACCGAAGUUUAACGAGUCAGGCACAGUUAUUUCAACUGUACAAAUGCCAAAUGUCUCUAAUUUUCAAAUAUCUUUUAACAGUUUAUGCGGUAAUAAUUGGAAGGAUCGAACUAAAAUGGUUAAUAACGUAUACGCUCCUAGCUUGAUGACAAAGGAACCACAUAAUUAUAAAGAAAAUCAAUGUCAGAAUGAAAAUGUGAAUAUACGUCGAUUGUCUCUUCUUCAGAAAGACGAUAAAACGAGAGAUAUGCAGAAAGAUAAAAUUGAUGUUAUCGUUAAUAAUUUACUGCAUAAGGAUUGCCCAAAAGAAUAUAUUAUUAAAAUAAUACAAAUGUUUGAUUCUCUCAAUGAUGUUUAUCUCUAUAGAGUGACAUCAAAUGAUACAAGUAAAAAGAUCAAUAAUAAUGGUCCAUACCAUGGUGAUAACAAGUCUACAUUCUGUGGCAACCAAAUACAAGGUAAUGAAGUAAUAGGUAAUUCGGAAAGAAGAUCUUAUAUUGUGGAAUGUCAUGAUACGUUAGCUUUAAAGGAUUGUUGCACCGAUCGCAAUAGGUGCAACAUGGAAGAUGCCUAUGAGGAGACAUCUGAUAUGACUUUACAACGAUCGCCUAAAAAGGACUCUGAAGAAUUUGCAAAUGAAACUUAUGCGGCUGUCAUAUCUGAAAGAACAUUAUUACCGAAUGAAAGAUUGUCAGUUAAAUGGCGACAUGAACAUGAGGAGAGAAGAGAAGGUAGAAAUUAUAAUUCUGUAAAUAAUAGUCAUGUAAAAUUGCGAAAAAUCGUAAAAAGAAGUCGACCAAUAUACCGUUCUAAUUCUAUUACCAAUAGAAUUAUUGAAAAUGAUGAGAUGGAAAAUCACGAUUCGGCACAUUCUCUAUCAUUAUCCAAGAAAGGAGAAAUGCGAUAUAAGGAAAGGAGAAAAGGAGAUAAUGUUAUGUAUCGUGUUGCACUGUCCGAUCGGGGAAAAGAGGAUGGUUUUAAAAAUAAUCGUUAUUGCGAAAAUUCCAUUGCGGAAGAUGAAAUCAAAUUGUCGGAAUUUAGACGUAAGAGACAUUUGAAUAUGACGGAGAACAUAGAACCAAGUGGGAAAAAAGCUAAAACAAUAAAUACCCUUGUCGAUGCGAAUCAUAUUAAUGUAAUUCAUAAUACUAGUGAGAACGGUACCAAUAAUAAAAUGAUGCCGUUGAAACAAAAGCAGAACGUAACGUCAACACCUUUGCCCAUUGUAAAAAGUCAUACUCUUGAUAUAAAUCCAAAUAAAGAUGCGACCAAUGAUAAAUCGGAACUUAUGCCCGUUUCAACUAAUACAAAAGAGCAGCAGAAUAAAAAUAUGAUGGAUGAAUCAACUUUGUGCAGAGAUAUUAUAACCGACGUUUGUUUGAUUAUUGGUGAACAUAAGGGUGACUCGAAAGACCAUCAAAUUCAAAGAGUUCAUGAUAUUCAUCCUGAAAAUGCAAAACAUCCUAUUACCCUUGACACGGAUACGCCCUUUUUAAUAUUAAAUUCGACAUCUACUCGUCGUUCGGUGCACACAUCGAACGAUGAAUUUUUAAGCGCAAGGAAACCUCAACUAUUGUCCGAUUGGGUACCAAGGGUUUUAUUUGACUUUAAUCCCGUUUCCGAGUUAAGUUUGGUUUUUGAAGGUAAAUUGCUCAACGAGGCCGGCCACGUGGUUCAUAGAAAAUUUACGACUGAACUUAUACGAAAACGGCUAUCGACAAAUUUAAUCGAAGAUAUAAAUCGAGAAGUUUAUCGACUCGUCGGAGAUCUGCACGAUUCUAAACACGUUGUACCGAAAGAAUUACUGAGAUAUUGCCGCGAAGGAUGCCCAUUUAAUAUAAACGAAUUUUGCAAAAUGUGGAAAUCAUAUCAAAAAGCUAAUGCAAGGGAAACGGUAACAAAGGUAGGAAAUGAAAUGAUAGAUAUAUUGAAUGUACCUACAAGUUCAAGAGGACGUAGGAUAUUUCCACCAUUGAGUUAUUGGACCGGAGAGCGCGUUGCUUUUAGAGAUAACGAAAUAGUCUACACAACGGGUCGUUCUCCGAAGUAUUCUAUAGAUCGAUUGGCUGAAAAUACAAGCAACAAAUUGCAAGCGAAAGAAAAGAUGUGCGAUCGAUCUAACGAUCUUAAAAUCUCUAGACAAAAAGAUGCGUCGGAAGAUGAAAAUAUCGUGUCAUUACCUACUACUAAUUUACAACAGCGAGUUGAUGUACGGGCACAUAGAUUAACCGAUCUGCAAAAAACGGAUAGGAACAAUGCUGCCGUAUCACAAUCGGAUGAACGUAGGAAACAGUAAGAUCGUUAAAAGUAUAUAUUUAUUAAAGAUUAGAUUUUAUUUUUCAUGUUAAUUUCAGAUAUGGCGUAAGGCAACAGUCACCUAUUAAGAAACAAAAUCUGAUGUACACUUAUUACAAAAGUAUUCCACACGCGGACGACAUUUUGUCCGACGAUCAAGUAUCUCAGUUAUAAAUGUAUCCUCUUAUAUUUUUAACGAUAGUUGGUUAAUGCAAGUUCUCGUUUUCCGAUAAGAUGUAUGACAAUAACAUGUUAUGAUAACUCUUUGAAAAACUGUUUUUUAAUUUCUUUUUUUUAAUCAUUUCUAUUGAUUAUCGUACAUCUAUACAAGUUUAAUUAAACCCGAUAAACGGAUAUUUUAUUUACUUUUCUCGUUUCUUUUAUGACUAUCGAGAUCAUAAUUAUAAUUGAAAAUUGUUUUUUGCGUAGACUAAGAACGAUAAUGCAUAGUCUCGACAAUGGAUAAUUGGUAUUGGAUCAGUACUGGUGCACUGCUGAAUAAUGCAAAAAAAUAACUAGAGUUUAAGCAGUCCGUCCGCCAACUUGAUCCACAAACUUGAAUACAACAUUGUUGCUUUUAAUACCUUUGUUUCAUUCUGUCCGAUUUAUGUUCGAUCAUUGGUCGUGAAUAUAGAAAAAUCCGAGUGGCAAUCGCACGAAACAUUUUUGUGUAAUAAAUAAAUAUUUGUCAAAUCAAAUGGCUAGGGCACAUAGUCCCUAUGUGGUGCGACGUUUCCGAGAAAAGACUGAUCUGCUCGAAACAUUCGAGAAUAUCGAUAUUUCUUCCGGUCCAAGAAGGACCGGAGACGAGCGAUUAGCUUUAGUCAACGAAGAAGAAUUUAGAAAGAUUAUACUCUUUUAGAAAAAUUGAAAGUACCCAAAGAAUUCCUUUUUUUUCUUCACACGCCUACAUUAGAUUAUUCAUUAUUGUAAGUGAAAUAAAUUUUU